AUGGAAACAGACGAAGGCAUGCCCGCCCUCGCCCCGUGCAAAUGGUGUGUGAACCGUGGACUGGAAUGUCGCGUCUUCGCCACCCGGGAAGAUGAGGCGUGUGCUUAUUGCAAACGCAUGAGUAAAGGAGGGUGUGCGGCGAAAGUCGUACCUGAGGAGGAAGAUGAUGAGGGAGGGGUGAUGCUCGCUCAAGUUAUAGCGGACCAGCGGGCCUGUGAUUGUAGGGUCGAUGAGCUGGAGACUCAGUGCCGGGCGCUUGAGACGACGGUUGAGACGUUGUGGGCUGAGCUUGAGGGAAUGAAGGCGCUUGUCGGGGAGAUUGGGAGUGUUGUUGGACGGUUUGGAGGACGGCUUGCUACUCCUCCGCUCUCGAGUGGAGAAUGUACGGUCACAGAUCAGAUUAUGAAGGUGGAGUCAUGA
Molecule: messenger RNA, 420 nt
Organism: Recurvomyces mirabilis
Lineage: Eukaryota; Fungi; Ascomycota; Dothideomycetes; Mycosphaerellales; Teratosphaeriaceae
Exons: 1
Coding region: 1-420 (139 amino acids)
Source: RefSeq, a predicted model, not a curated record